Messenger RNA from Thelazia callipaeda (thelaziosis nematode), 1326 nucleotides. The record is from the annotation of a GenBank genome assembly. NCBI's taxonomy places the organism in Eukaryota, Metazoa, Nematoda, Chromadorea, Rhabditida, Thelaziidae.
AUGAGUCAUAGAUUUAUUAAUUAUGAUUUAGAAAAAGUCUCAUCCAUUCUUAUCAUCUAUUUAGGUUACAGUAAAUUCACUGCAUCGCUAUGGGCUGAAUUUUUUACUGUCGCAAUAUUGGCAGCAUAUUUAUAUGCUGGAAUAACUGGAAUUCAGGCUCUGUAUGCAAAUUUUGAUGCUAAAAUGCUACUACCACCUGACUCCAAAAGUAUCGAAGGAGUUCAAAUUAUGAAUGAAAUUGUAUGGCCAGAUUAUUUAGGUAUUAAUUAUAUCAUGCGCAAGCCACCAAAUUUUUCGAAUCCCCUCGAAUACCGAAGUUUCAUGGCAAUGGUUAAAGAAAUUGAAGCAUCGAAGAACUCGUUAGGAGCAGAAGCAACUAUGCAUUGGGUCAAGGAUUAUCUGCGCUAUCUUGCUAAUCCCAGCGCAAGUAAACUUGAUGUUAUUUUUGGGAUAUCUGGUCCUGAGGCCAAUGAUAGUGUUUAUUUGGAACAAGGCAAUUUAGGUCUCGAUAUGUCACAAUUCGAUGCUUUUAUCAGCACUGAUCCAUACAUAGCUUGGAAGUCUGGCAUCCGUUAUAACCGAAAUUUUCAUAAUCAGCGAGUUUUAUUCUACAAAUUUGUUUUUUUAACACAAAAAAAUUUUCGAUUUAUGACAGAGAUAACUUCCAUGCUACUGAUGAUUGGCUACAAUAAUAUUACAUCGUUAGCAAGCAAAGCUGAAAUGUUACGUUCUUGUCGUGAAAUAUGUGUGCGUUACGCUGAAUACGAUAUGGCACCGUUUGGCACUGACGCUGAAUUGGUUGACGUUAUACUCUCUGUUCCUUCUACUACUGCCAACACUGUUCUCUUCACGAUUGGAGCGACUGGUGUUGUGUUCUUUAUUUUCUCCUUGAACUUUAUCAUUUCUGUCUUGGCUACCUUAUGUGUAAUAUCUAUAUGUACAGGUGUCAUUGGUUUUUUGCAAAUAUUGGGCUGUUUUCUGGAUCCUUUCUUAAUGGCUACCAUAAUAAUAUCUGCUGGUUUGAGCGUUGAUUAUGCUGUUCAUAUUCUUAUAAAUUAUCUUAAAAACGACUGCUCUGAUAAAACACAAAGAAUUAAUGCUUCGUUUGAAGCAUGUGCUUUACCACUGCUACAAGCCGGGUUGUCAACAUUCCUUGUUAUGUUUCCUGUUCUGUUUUCUCCAGUGGGCAUUUACAGUUUAAUCUCUAAAGCAGUUUUACUGACUGUAAUAUUUGGUCUUUUUCACGGAUUAUUUGUCAUGCCCGUGAUCCUAACCUUUUUACCUGUUGGCCUCACUCGUGGGCUUAUUUGCUACCUUAAAGGAUGA